AGUGCUAAUUGGUGUUUUUCAACAACCCUGUAUGAUGUGGUCAGGAAGCAAGCACAUGACUUUACCACCAAGCAGAUGCAGUGGUCUCCAAAAUAAUAUGUUCCUUCUGACCAAGUCCUGAUUUCUUAGCAGAAUGACCUGCAGGGCUCAUAUUGAACAAAGCUGGAUUUGCAAACCCUGGAGGAACUAACUGGAAGUAGAAGAAAAAUUCCCAAAUUCUCAUGUGAAUUUCUUUUUAAUCUCCAACAGAAGAAUCCAGUUCUAGCACCUCCAAGCCUAAGCAAGAUGAUCCAGAUGGCCGGAGAGAUUGCUGAUGGCAUGGCAUACCUCAACGCCAACAAGUUUGUCCACAGAGACCUUGCUGCACGAAAUUGCAUGGUGGCUGAAGAUUUCACAGUCAAAAUUGGAGAUUUUGGUAUGACACGAGAUAUCUAUGAGACAGACUACUACCGGAAAGGAGGGAAAGGGUUGCUGCCCGUGCGCUGGAUGUCUCCUGAGUCCCUCAAGGAUGGAGUCUUCACCACUCAUUCGGACGUCUGGUCCUUCGGGGUCGUCCUCUGGGAAAUCGCCACACUGGCUGAGCAGCCGUACCAGGGCUUGUCCAACGAGCAAGUCCUUCGCUUUGUCAUGGAGGGUGGCCUUCUGGACAAGCCGGACAACUGCCCCGACAUGCUGUUCGAGCUGAUGCGUAUGUGCUGGCAGUACAACCCCAAGAUGCGGCCUUCCUUCCUGGAGAUCAUCAGCAGCGUCAAGGAUGAGAUGGAGCCUGGCUUUCGGGAGGUCUCCUUCUACUACAGCGAGGAGAAUAAGCCGCCCGAGCCAGAGGAGCUGGAUCUGGAGCCUGAGAAUAUGGAGAGCGUCCCCCUGGACCCCUCUGCCUCCUCAUCCUCCCUGCCGCUGCCUGACAGACACUCGGGACACAAGGCCGAGAACGGCCCAGGCCCUGGAGUGCUGGUUCUCCGAGCCAGCUUCGACGAGAGACAGCCUUAUGCGCACAUGAACGGGGGACGCGCCAACGAGAGGGCUUUGCCGCUGCCCCAGUCUUCGACCUGCUGAUCCUCGGAUUCCGAGUAACGUGUGUGCACACUCAGCGGCAGGGUGGGGGGAGAGCAAGUUUUCACAAUCUGUUCACAAGCCUCCUGUACCUCAGUGGAUCUUCAGAACUGCCAUUGCUGCCCACGGGAGACAGCUUCUCUGCAGUAAACACAUUUGGGAUAUUCCUUUUUUCAAUAUGCAAGCAGCUUUUUAUUUCCCUACCCAAACCUUUAACUGACAUGGGCCUCUACGAAACCUUCAUGACAACACCUAAUAGCAACGUAACACUUGAGAAUUGACUUUCCUUGGUCUCUGACUCUCCCUGUCUCCCUCCCACUCGCCCUCUCUUCCUUUCUCCCUCUCCUUUUCCUGCUUCAUAAUGGAAAAACAUUUGUCACAAGCCCAGCU
Messenger RNA from Castor canadensis (American beaver), 1443 nucleotides. The record is from RefSeq and is a predicted model, not a curated record. Lineage: Eukaryota; Metazoa; Chordata; Mammalia; Rodentia; Castoridae.